Molecule: messenger RNA, 4599 nt
Organism: Dipodomys ordii (Ord's kangaroo rat)
Lineage: Eukaryota; Metazoa; Chordata; Mammalia; Rodentia; Heteromyidae
Gene: Aqr
Product: aquarius intron-binding spliceosomal factor
Exons: 35
Coding region: 1-4395 (1464 amino acids)
Biological process (GO): mRNA splicing, via spliceosome
Cellular component (GO): catalytic step 2 spliceosome
Molecular function (GO): helicase activity; mRNA binding
Source: RefSeq, a predicted model, not a curated record
AUGGCUAGCUGCGGUGCCAGGCACUCCUGGCCUUUUGUGUUAGCCUGUAAGUACUGGGCGCCCCACAUCAAGAAGAAGUCUCCUUUUGAUAUAAAGGUUAUUGAAGAUAUAUAUGAGAAGGAGAUCGUCAAAUCAAGGUUUGCCAUCAGAAAGAUAAUGCUGCUGGAAUUUAGCCAAUACCUCGAGAACUAUCUCUGGAUGAAUUACUCUCCAGAGGUGUCCAGCAAGGCCUACUUGAUGUCCAUCUGCUGCAUGGUGAACGAGAAGUUCAGAGAAAACGUCCCUGCAUGGGAGACGUUUAAGAAGAAGCCGGAUCACUUCCAGUUCUUUUUCAAGCGCAUCCUGACAGCGGCACUGGCUGAGACGGACGGCGACUUCUCCCUCCACGAGCAGACAGUGCUGCUGCUGUUCCUGGACCACUGCUUCAACAGCCUGGAAGUGGACCUGAUCCGAAGCCAGGUUCAGCAGCUCAUCUCCCUCCCCAUGUGGCUCAGCCUGCAGCCCGCACGGCUGGAACUGGAAUUAAAGAAGACACCUAAGCUCAGGAAAUUCUGGAACCUGAUUAGAAAGAAUGAUGAGAAGAUGUCUGCGGAAGCGAGGGAACAGGCCUACCGAGAAAGGAGAUUUCUUUCACAGCUCAUCCAGAAGUUCAUCUCCGUGCUGAAGUCAAUCCCACUUUCUGAGCCUGUCACAAUGGACAAAGUUCAUUACUGCGAGCGGUUCCUCGAGCUGAUGAUCGAUCUGGAGGCCCUGCUCCCCACCAGGCGCUGGUUCAACACCGUCCUGGACGACUCCCAUCUCCUGGUUCACUGCUACCUCUCCAACCUCGUGCGCAGGGAGGAGGACGGCCACCUCUUCUCCCAGCUUUUAGACAUGCUUAAGUUCUACACCGGGUUUGAGAUUAAUGACCAGACGGGAAAUGCGCUUACUGAGAACGAGAUGACCACCAUUCACUACGACCGAAUCACUUCCCUGCAGAGAGCCGCCUUUGCACACUUCCCGGAGCUCUACGACUUCGCCCUCUCCAACGUGGCAGAAGUGGACACGCGCGAGUCCUUGGUCCGGCUCUUCAGCCCCCUGAGUUCCAACACCCUCCACCAGGUGGCAUCAUACCUCUGCUUGUUGCCAACCCUUCCUAAGGACGAAGACACCACCUUUGAUAAAGAAUUUCUUCUGGAAUUGCUGGUCUCUCGCCACGAGCGCCGGAUCUCCCAGAUUCAGCAGCUGAACCGGAUGCCCCUGUACCCAACGGAGAGGAUCGCGUGGGACGAGAACAUCGUCCCGACCGAGUACUACUCUGGGGAAGGUUGCCUUGCUCUUCCCAAGUUGAAUUUGCAGUUUCUGACUCUACAUGACUACCUCCUGAGGAAUUUCAACCUCUUCCGCUUAGAAUCCACAUAUGAAAUUCGUCAGGACAUCGAGGACAGCGUCAGCAGAAUGAAGCCAUGGCAGUCUGAGUAUGGUGGUGUCGUGUUUGGUGGUUGGGCACGAAUGGCCCAGCCCAUUGUGGCUUUCACGGUCGUCGAGGUUGCCAAACCCAAUAUCGGUGAGAACUGGCCAACCCGGGUCCGAGCAGACGUCACCAUCAACCUCAACGUCCGAGACCACAUCAAAGACGAGUGGGAAGGUCUCCGUAAACAUGACGUAUGCUUUUUAAUUACCGUGCGUCCCACAAAACCUUAUGGGACCAAAUUUGACCGGAGGCGACCUUUUAUCGAGCAGGUUGGCCUGGUUUAUGUCCGCGGCUGUGAGAUCCAGGGCAUGCUAGAUGACAAAGGGCGUGUCAUCGAGGACGGACCAGAACCCAGACCCAAUCUUCGAGGGGAGUCCAGGACAUUUAGAGUAUUUUUAGACCCCAACCAGUACCAGCAGGACAUGACCAGCACAAUCCAGAAUGGAACGGAGGAUGUGUACGACACGUUCAACGUGAUCAUGAGGAGGAAACCCAAGGAGAACAACUUCAAGGCGGUGCUGGAGACCAUACGGAACCUGAUGAACACCGACUGUGUGGUGCCUGACUGGCUGCACGACAUCAUUCUGGGCUAUGGGGACCCGAGCAGCGCCCACUACUCAAAAAUGCCCAACCAGAUCUCCACCCUUGACUUCAACGACACUUUUCUCUCCAUCGAACACUUGAAGGCCAGCUUUCCCGGUCAUAAUGUCAAAGUGACUGUGGACGACCCCGCUCUGCAGAUCCCCCCGUUCAGGAUAACGUUCCCGGUACGAAGUGGAAAAGGGAAGAAAAGGAAAGAUUCUAAUGGGGACAACGAAGACACUGAGGAAGCAAAAACUCUGAUUGUGGAGCCUCACGUCAUCCCUAACCGGGGCCCGUACCCUUACAACCAGCCCAAACGCAAUACCAUUCAGUUCACUCACACACAGAUAGAGGCCAUCCGUGCAGGAAUGCAGCCCGGGCUGACUAUGGUUGUAGGCCCACCUGGCACAGGAAAAACAGACGUGGCCGUCCAGAUCAUCUCCAACAUCUACCACAACUUCCCCGAGCAGAGGACUCUGAUUGUCACUCACUCCAACCAGGCCCUAAACCAGUUGUUUGAGAAAAUUAUGGCUUUGGACAUUGACGAGCGCCACCUGCUGCGUCUUGGUCAUGGAGAAGAAGAGCUGGAGACAGAGAAGGACUUCAGCAGGUAUGGGAGAGUAAAUUAUGUCCUGGCUCGAAGAAUAGAACUUUUGGAAGAAGUUAAGCGAUUGCAGAAGAGCCUGGGGGUUCCUGGAGAUGCUUCGUACACCUGUGAGACCGCGGGGUAUUUCUUCUUGUAUCAGGUGAUGUCUCGCUGGGAGGAGUACAUGAGCAGAGUGAAGAGCAAAGGGGGCGCGCUGCCCGAGGUGGCCGAGGUGGCCGCUUGCUUCCCUUUCCACGAGUACUUUGCCAACGCACCUCAGCCUAUCUUUAAAGGCAGAUCUUACGAGGAAGACAUGGAGAUUGCUGAGGGAUGCUUCAGGCAUAUUAAGAAGAUCUUCACGCAGCUUGAGGAGUUCAGAGCCUCCGAACUGCUUCGCAGUGGCCUGGACAGAUCCAAGUACCUUCUGGUGAAGGAAGCAAAAAUCAUUGCUAUGACCUGCACGCACGCUGCCUUAAAACGACACGACCUGGUCAAGCUAGGCUUCAAGUAUGACAACAUUUUAAUGGAAGAGGCCGCUCAGAUUCUGGAAAUAGAAACGUUUAUACCACUUCUUCUGCAGAACCCGCAGGAUGGCUUUAGUCGACUGAAACGAUGGAUCAUGAUUGGUGACCACCACCAGCUGCCCCCAGUCAUCAAGAACAUGGCCUUUCAGAAGUACUCCAACAUGGAGCAGUCCCUCUUCACCCGCUUUGUGCGGGUCGGGGUUCCUACUGUGGACCUCGAUGCGCAAGGGAGAGCCAGGGCCAGCCUGUGCAACCUGUACAACUGGCGAUACAAGAACCUAGGGAACUUACCCCACGUGCAGCUCUUGCCGGAGUUCAGUACCGCAAACGCUGGCUUGCUCUAUGACUUCCAGCUCAUCAACGUGGAGGAUUUCCAGGGAGUGGGAGAGUCGGAACCGAAUCCGUACUUUUACCAGAACCUCGGGGAGGCAGAGUACGUGGUUGCGCUGUUCAUGUACAUGUGCUUGCUCGGCUACCCGGCAGACAGAAUCAGUAUUCUAACAACGUACAACGGGCAGAAGCACCUUAUCCGCGACAUCAUCAACAGGCGGUGUGGGAAUAACCCGCUCAUCGGGAGGCCAAAUAAGGUGACAACUGUGGAUAGAUUUCAAGGCCAACAGAAUGACUACAUCCUACUGUCUUUAGUGCGGACCAGGGCGGUGGGCCAUCUAAGGGAUGUCCGUCGCUUAGUGGUGGCCAUGUCCAGAGCCCGACUCGGGCUCUACAUCUUCGCCAGAGUCUCCCUCUUCCAGAACUGCUUCGAACUGACCCCAGCUUUCACCCAGCUCACCGCCCGCCCGCUCCAUCUGCACAUCAUUCCUACAGAGCCGUUCCCAACAGCCAGGAAGAAUGGAGAGAGGCCACCUCAUGAAGUACAGAUCAUAAAGAACAUGCCUCAGAUGGCAAACUUUGUGUACAACAUGUACAUGCAUUUGAUACAGACCACACAUCACUACCAACAGACCUUCUUACAACUGCCACCUGCCAUGGUAGAAGAAGCUGAGGAGGUUCAGACCCCAGACGUGGAGUUGGAAACUGAGGAAGAGGCCUUGGCUGCUCAAGGUGACAUCAUCCCCAGCCCAACAGAUGCCAGCUCCAGCAAGGAGACCCUGGCCCCUCAGCCCGAGGAGCCCCCUUGUCAGGCAGAAGCCGGCUCUGCUCCUGUGGCAGGAGGCCCCUCCCAGAGUCCCGCCGAGCCCCAACUGGACCCCCCAGUUAACCCUUCUGAGGAGGGGGCGUCCAAGGACUAAGCACUUCUUGAAUUUUAUGCUGCACAGCUAUCGUGGCACACCUGUUCAGUCCUUAUUUCUGUGACCUGAUCACUCCCUGUCUUGUAUAUAUGUAUAUCAACAACUCGGAUUUCAUUUGUUCAGUUACAAGAGCAAAUAACCUAUUCCUUUGAUAUUUGUUCACUGAAUUUUCUAUAAUCACACAUUAAAAUGAUUUUCUAUAGA